Messenger RNA from Mesorhabditis spiculigera, 2517 nucleotides. Lineage: Eukaryota; Metazoa; Nematoda; Chromadorea; Rhabditida; Rhabditidae. The record is from the annotation of a GenBank genome assembly.
AUGGCGUGGGUGAAUUCCGGUAUGCAGGCGCUGAUACCUGUGAUCAACAGGGUUCAGGAUGCAUUUACACAACUCGGCACCAAUGUCAGUUUCGACUUGCCCCAAAUUGCCGUCGUUGGUGGCCAGAGUGCCGGUAAAUCAUCAGUACUCGAAAAUUUCGUCGGAAAAGACUUCUUGCCUCGAGGUUCCGGCAUUGUAACCAGACGGCCAUUGGUUCUACAAUUGAUACAAGAUCGCAAUGAAUAUGCCGAAUUUCUGCACAAGAAGGGACACAUGUUCACCGAUUUUGAUGCGGUUAGGAAAGAGAUUGAGGACGAGACGGAUCGUGUGACCGGAGUGAACAAGGGAAUCUCACCGAUGGCCAUUAAUCUCCGAGUCCACUCACCAAAUGUCCUAAAUUUGACGUUGAUCGACUUGCCUGGAUUGACCAAGGUGCCCGUCGGUGACCAACCAGCCGAUAUCGAGCAACAGAUCCGUGACAUGAUCUUGCAAUACAUCACUCGUGAAUCUUGCCUAAUCCUUGCUGUCACCCCGGCCAACAGUGAUCUGGCCACUUCCGAUGCCCUAAAGCUGGCCAAAGAGGUCGACCCUCAAGGUCUUCGCACCAUCGGUGUCCUCACAAAGCUCGAUCUGAUGGACGAAGGGACUGAUGCAAAGGAAAUCCUUGAAAACAGACUCUUCACGCUGCGACGAGGAUAUGUUGGUGUCGUCAACCGAGGCCAGAAAGAUAUCACUGGCCGUAAGGACAUCAAAUCUGCGCUUGAAGCCGAGCGGAAAUUCUUUUUAUCUCAUCCCUCAUAUCGGCAUAUGGCUGAUCGUCUCGGAACCCCAUACCUGCAAUAUACCCUCAAUCAACAACUGACAAAUCAUAUUAGGGAUACACUGCCCUCACUUCGUGAUGCCCUUCAAAAGCGACUAUUCCUUCUAGAAAAAGACGUGGCUGAAUACAAGAAUUUCCAGCCGAAUGAUCCUUCCAGAAAAACAAAGGCCCUCAUGCAAAUGGUGCAACAAUUCACGCGUGACAUCGAGCGUUCCAUUGACGGCUCAUCAGCCAAUAUGGUAUCGACAAAUGAGUUGAGCGGUGGUGCUCGCAUCAACCGUAUCUUCCACGAGCGUUUCCCAUUCGAGAUUGUGAAGAUGGAAAUUGACGAGAAGGAAAUGAGACGGGAGAUUCAGUUCGCGAUUAGGAAUAUUCAUGGUGUUCAAGUUGGCCUAUUCACUCCUGACAAGGCCUUCAAAUUCAUCGCAAAGAAACAGAUCGGCCGUCUUCGUGAACCAUCCCAGAAAUGUGUUGACCUCGUUGUUGGAGAGUUGGCUAACGUUGUGCGCCAAACGGCAGACUCGCUUGGCCGAUACCCACGCCUACGUGAGGAAGUCGAACGGAUUGUCGUCUCGCAUAUGCGCGAGAAGGAGCAGUACGCCAAAAACCAAAUCGGCUUCAUGGUAGAUUGCGAGCUGGCUUACAUGAAUACCAACCACGAGGAUUUCGUUGGUUUUAGCAAUGCUGAAGCCAAAGCCUCAGCCUCGACCGCCAAGAAAAACCUUGGCAACCAGGUGAUCCGAAAAGGAUGGCUAUCAGUCCAUAACAUUUCGUUUGUCCGUGGAUCCAAGGAUUGCUGGUUUGUGCUGACAUCUGAAAGUCUCUCCUGGUACAAGGAUGAUGAAGAAAAAGAAAAGAAAUACAUGAUGCCACUUGAUGGUAUCAAGCUGCGCGAUCUGGAAAGCGGUUUCAUGUCCCGCCAACACAAAUUUGCCCUGUUCUAUCCGGACGGAAAAAAUAUCUACAAGGAUUACAAGCAGCUCGAGCUGGGAUGCGCGAACCUUGAUGAUGUUGAUGCCUGGAAGGCGUCCUUCCUGCGCGCUGGCGUAUAUCCAGAAAAGCAAAAGCUUGCCGAGUCAGAGUCCGAGCAGCAAGAGGAAUCGAUGUCUUCGAUGGAUCCACAAGUGGAACGUCAAGUGGAAACCAUUCGGAACCUGGUCGAUUCGUACAUGUUAAUUGUAACGAAGACAAUUCGGGAUCUUGUGCCCAAAUGUAUCAUGUUGCUCAUCGUCAACCAGGUCGGCGAAUUCCUGGACAACGAAUUGUUAGCCCAUCUCUAUCAAUGUGGCGAUACAGAUGCUCUGAUGGAAGAGUCACAAAGUGAAGCUCAAAAGCGUGAGGAGCUGCUGCGAAUGUAUCAGGCCAUCAAGGACACGCUCAAAAUUAUUAAUGAGGUGAAUCUGAGCAACAUUGACGUCUCUAACAUGAGCGCCGCCCUUCCCACCCCGGCGGCCGAUUAUCGGAAUGGGCCAAGCCCAACGAUGGGCAAUCGAGCGGCCCCAGCCCCGCCGGGACCCGGGAUGAACCGAAACGCUCCGAUGCCUCCCCGCCCUGGCCAGGGUGGCCCUCCACCACCAGGAAUGCGUGGCCCACCACCACCCGGUGGAAUGCCUCCAUCAAUUCCUCACCGAGGAACAACACCGACGAAUGGCCAAAUGCCGCCCAUCCCAAAGCGUCCCUUCAUUCCUCCUCGACCA